GCAGCCGGUGGAGCUUGAGCGUGUGCUGGAAGGGUACUGGUAGCCCUUGGAGAGCGGAGGGCGCGGCCGAAACCUGGUGGUGUUGGCUUCUCUCUCCUUGGGAUUCCUUUAAGGAACGCAGGCGAACGGCGUGCAGCCGUACCUCUCCGCCUUGCGCAUCCGUUCCCCAAAUAGAGGCUCUCCAUUCCCCAUUGCCUGCCCCCCUACGUGGGCUGAGCGCACUUGCCGCACACUGCGGCCUCGCUGCUGCGCCCUGACUAGUAGCGAUCUGGUCCUGGUCCCUGUCCCUUCGCCCCGCCGCCUGAACGGUGACCGCCGUCCCACCGUUCUUCGGCUGCCAUCGCUGCCGGCACCAUGGGCAGUGAGCAGAGCUCCGAGGCCGAGAGCCGACCCAACGAUCUGAACUCCUCAGUGACUCCUUCUCCAGCUAAGCAUAGAGCCAAGAUGGAUGACAUCGUGGUUGUAGCUCAGGGCUCCCAGGCCUCACGGAACGUCAGCAAUGAUCCUGAUGUCAUCAAAUUGCAAGAGAUUCCAACCUUCCAACCACUUUUGAAAGGGCUGUUGAGUGGCCAGACUUCCCCAACCAAUACCAAACUGGAGAAACUGGAUUCUCAGCAGGUGCUGCAGCUCUGUCUCCGUUAUCAGGACCACCUCCAUCAGUGUGCAGAGGCCGUUGCUUUUGAUCAGAACGCUCUGGUUAAACGAAUCAAAGAGAUAGAUCUUUCUGUAGAAACUCUCUUUAGCUUCAUGCAAGAGCGCCAGAAAAGAUAUGCCAAAUACGCGGAGCAGAUCCAGAAAGUCAAUGAGAUGUCCGCCAUCCUCCGCCGCAUACAGAUGGGCAUCGACCAGACCGUGCCCCUGAUGGAGAGGCUCAACAGCAUGCUGCCGGAGGCCGAGCGGCUGGAGCCCUUCAGCAUGAAGCCGGACCGAGAGCUCAAGCUGUAGAGGCGCUUCUCCCUUCCCACCGGGCAGGUAGCCUGUGAGAACAGAGCCCGGCACCACUGAUACCCUGAGGACGUUUGGAACCAAAGUCAUACCAUGUGGCCAGGGCUUGAAACUGGCUGAAGGAGAGGUGAAGCAGCUCCCCUGGCCCAGAAACCUGACUCUGACCUUCUGCCCCCUUUCCUCGAUGCAGUUCCCUUUGAGAAAUGAACCCAACCCAUCCUCGGUGUUAUGGAAUUUGGAACAGUUUCAUUAGGAAUUCUUUAAGAACUCUGCAUUGGGAGUUAUUUUUAUUUUGUAAUUGAGAGUGUAUAUUAUCUAGUCUGGUGUGUGGAGUGGAAAUAUAGAGAGAAGGGGAGAAGUAUUCUAAGAAGCUCUGUGUCCUUGAUGCCUCCAUGAAAUUUUACUCACGAGGCUCACUGGGUUACGGGCUCUGCACAUAAAGAGGUAAUUUAA
Artibeus jamaicensis (Jamaican fruit-eating bat) is the source of this 1398-nucleotide messenger RNA. It is a transcript of the gene BORCS5, whose product is annotated as BLOC-1 related complex subunit 5. Lineage: Eukaryota; Metazoa; Chordata; Mammalia; Chiroptera; Phyllostomidae. Gene Ontology annotation, cellular component: cytoplasmic side of lysosomal membrane; synaptic vesicle membrane; BORC complex. Gene Ontology annotation, biological process: organelle transport along microtubule; lysosome localization; positive regulation of anterograde synaptic vesicle transport. The record is from RefSeq and is a predicted model, not a curated record. The coding region runs from base 355 to 945 and encodes 196 amino acids. The transcript has 4 exons.